AUGCGAUAUCAGGACAGUUUAGUAAAUGAUAUGGUGCCUGAGGUAACAGAAGCAGCUCAUAUAAGAAAGGGUUUAGUACAAGAACAUUAUCCACACAGCUCGGAUUCGACGAAUUCACAGGAUGAGAACAUAAUGGAAUGCAUUGUACUGGAGACCGAUUUUCACGAAAAAAAAANAAAAAAAAAUCAACUGGGCAAAACUUAUGACUUUAGUCACAAGUAUGAGAUCGAAUACGGUGAUGACGCAAGUCAAGAGCAACAGCUGAAUUGUGAAUAUCGCUUGGCGAAGGAUUUAUCAUUCUAUGCGUCGGGAUAUUUGACUCAACAUCAAUUUGACGACUGUAAACGAUAUUAUCAGAAGGCAUUUCACCUGAAAACGACGCAACGAACUCAGUUCGAUGCUGUUAAAGCGAGCAGCAUAAAGCAGCAUUUGAUCAUCGACUUCUGUCAACUGGAAAUGUGUGCUUGA
Messenger RNA from Anisakis simplex (herring worm), 468 nucleotides. Lineage: Eukaryota; Metazoa; Nematoda; Chromadorea; Rhabditida; Anisakidae. The record is from the annotation of a GenBank genome assembly.